CUUUCUCAUUUCAAACAGCCUUUAGUACAGAGCGGCGGCACACAACCAUCAUACAGUUGCAGUUUCGGAGUAUUUGCAUCUAUUCAACCUUGCAUUACAAAGACAAACACUACGCAAAUCUUGCCCCACUUGACGUGAGUUACUAUUGCACGACCAAUCAGGAAUCCCUGUGUAUUUGAAUACUGUCAGUUGUUGACUUUAGACCAAUAUAGCAAAAAAUGAAUGUGGAACAUGAAGUUACUCUGCUGGUUGAAGAGAUUCGUCGACUGGGCAGCAAAAAUGCAGAUGGGAAGAUCAGUGUCAAAUUUGGAGUCUUGUUUAAUGAUGACCAGUGCGCCAACCUCUUUGAAGCUCUGGUCGGAACACUGAAAGCAGCAAAGCGAAAGAAGGUCAUUGCAUUCGAAGGGGAGCUAUUACUGCAAGGAGUUCAUGAUCAUGUUGAUGUCAUAUUACUGGAGGAUUGAAUUUGACAGUCUUUUCUAAAGCCAAGUAAAAAGUCUUUUUUGAGAUGUCGCAGCUUCAGUGAGCAUUUUUAUAUAGAAAUAUACUUGAGAAUGUCACUUUUUUUGUAUACUGCAUUGGAAUAUUUUUAUACAGCCAUUUUUAUCUCAGGGGAUUGAUUUGCACAAUGUUUUUGAAAGGUAGCAAUCUUCCCUGCUCAAACACCUCAUCUCAUUAAAAUAUGUAAUAACAGUUAUAAUGUGCAUGGGCAUGUUACCAAUUCUCCGGGACUUUGAAUGAAUUCAUCUCAAACAUUGUUUUCCACAUAAUGGAAAUUAAUAUCUGCACUAGUUAUUGUCAAACUUAUAGAUAUGCCUAUGUUGAUUAUAGCCUACAUAAUCGCUGUCUUUCAACAGUAAUUGUGAACCAGUUUAUUUGCAAUACAAUGAUUAUGAAGGUAUUCAUUUGCCUUAAGUUGCUUAAGUUAUUUGUACCAAUUGCUAAAAUCCAUAACAUCCCAAAAGGCUGGUAAAUAUGACUAGUAAUUUAACAUUCAUCUGCUAUCUGAUUUUCUGCUAUUGAAGUUAUAAAGAAAGAAUCAAGUUUGCCAAAUCUCAAAACGAGUUCCUGUAUGAAAUUCUGGAAUAUUAUCAACUUUGUAUGAAACAUUUGAGAAUCAUUAUUGAAAAAGCAUAGCUAAGAAAAGAAAGCCAAGUUUUUUUUUUUUUUUUUUUGUGGUUUUGUUUAUCGACAAAUGUUUUUUCAGAAUGCCCAAAUGUGUAGUUUGUGCCAUUUCAUCAAAGCUCAGGAAGAACUUUUAACAUAAGAGCAGUAAUAGACGUCAGCAAAGAAUAAAUAGAGGGGAGUGUUUAGACAUUUGUACAUGACCAGUGUUGGGUGUAAUCUGAUUACAUAGUAAAUAGUUUCUGCAAUCUAAUAAUUUUUUAGUCAAAAGUACUACACUUUACAAUUUAAAUCAUUGCAAGUGAGAUUACAGUGACUAAUUUUCAAUCAAGUUAAGAAAAAUUUAGCAUUACACAUAUUUCUAUAAUAUUAUUUAUGUAGAAUGCAUUUAAAAUUGUUAAUAUAUGAACAAAUGUUUGUGUUUCUGUGAUGGCUGAAGGGAUAGGGAUAAUGAAAAAGGAGAAAAUAUAGAAAUGAGCAGAAAAAGCAAACAGUUUUUCAUUUUAGAAAGUAACUUAAAAGUAAUGUGAUUUCUUUUCAUGAAGUAAUCUGAUUAUAAUGUUCUGCUGAACAAAAAUGGGGUUUCACAAUCGGGGGGCAUUUUCAAACUGGGUUGGAUGUUUUUUAACCAUCUAACCAAAAUAGUGAACCUGUAUCUGCUAAAUUUGAGGGGAUUAGACAUAGGUUACAUAUGCAACACAUUUUACUCACGUAUACAAAAUUUUAUUUGUGAAUACAUAGCCUAAACAAAAUUUAUAUGACCGACCAUGAUUAUUGUAGUCUGUCCUUGAAUUGUUGGUUAAACUACUAAAGUCAGCAGAAGGCUAAAUAUAAUUGCAAUUUUGCAAUUACGGGUGAGCUCAGAUGUCAUUGAGAAGAAAAAAGGUUUUGGUAACCGCCCACUCUAUUUGAGCAAAUGAAGUUAAUCAGCCCAUUCUGGUUUGAAAACGCCCACUGAUUGGGAAACCCCUUUUUUUCGUGCAAAGACCUAUACAUCAGGUAAUUUGUUUUGGAUUACUAUUUUGGAGUAACUUACUCAACACUGGUCAUGACAGAGUGGAAAUAUACUGUAGUGUCAAAAAAAUAUUUAAUAUUAAAUAUAUAUAUUAACAUAUAUAUUUAACCUUGAAUGUUCUGCUGCAUAUACAUUUUAACCGAUUUAAUGUUUUAAUUUACAAUUUACAAUUUGUAUAUGUUUAUUUGGCUUUCUACGUGUUGCUAUUUUUUAAGUUCAUCUGUUUUAGAAAUGACUGGUGGCAGUUUAUUUAAAAGUGCAAUAAAGUACAUGAACUGGA
Messenger RNA from Xyrauchen texanus (razorback sucker), 2420 nucleotides. Its product is annotated as costars family protein ABRACL-like. The coding region runs from base 219 to 464 and encodes 81 amino acids. Gene Ontology annotation, biological process: regulation of actin filament-based process. The transcript has 4 exons. The record is from RefSeq and is a predicted model, not a curated record. Lineage: Eukaryota; Metazoa; Chordata; Actinopteri; Cypriniformes; Catostomidae.